This is a messenger RNA of Lucilia sericata (common green bottle fly), 2283 nucleotides long. RefSeq lists its product as uncharacterized. Gene Ontology annotation, cellular component: SCF ubiquitin ligase complex. The transcript is spliced from 2 exons. Gene Ontology annotation, molecular function: protein binding. The record is from RefSeq and is a predicted model, not a curated record. Lineage: Eukaryota; Metazoa; Arthropoda; Insecta; Diptera; Calliphoridae. The coding region runs from base 39 to 1709 and encodes 556 amino acids. Gene Ontology annotation, biological process: SCF-dependent proteasomal ubiquitin-dependent protein catabolic process.
AUAAAGACGACAAAAACAAUUUUAGUUGAUAAAUAGACAUGAAUAUUCGCUUACAAAAGGCGUGUUUUAAUGUCUUUAAAUCGGAUAAUAUUUUGGAAAAUAUUUUCAAAUUCUUAAAUUUAAGUGAACAAUUGAAAUUAGUGAGCGUGUGCAAACGUUUCGAAUACUUCUUAACCAAACAAUUAUGGCCAAAAAUUUAUCCAAACAUAAAUUUAUAUUUAAGACAUGAUAUACACAUUAUUACCAUUAUAACAAAUAAGGAAAACAGACAUGGGAUGGAUGUGGACUUAGUGGAAGGAAGGAAAACCAAAAUGGUAUUAUCACCUAAAGAACUAGUACAUUUUCUACAUUUACAAGCUAAACAUGUUAAGACCUUAAAAUUGCACUCGGAAUACCAGCAGCAAGAUAUAUGUCUUUCCUUUGAAAAUAUGCGAAUAUUUAGUAAUUUAGCAGAACUUACUUAUCACCGGCUAUGUGUCGACGAUGAACAAUUAAGAGUGCUGGCGAAGAAAUGUAAAAAUUUACAAAAAUUACAUUUACUGGAAUGUUACUGUCAAAAUCUCUCACCUCUUAUACCAGGAGUUCACUUAAAUUUGAACAUUUUAAACGAUAUGCAGCAGUUAGAGGAACUUGUCAUACGAGCAGAGGCUCAAGCCAAUAUAGUGAUGAGAUCUCAUGAUCUUCAAGUUAUAUUACUGAAUACCAACUUAAAAAUAUUAAUACUACAAAAUAUCUCCUUAUAUGGUAAUGCUGCUGAUAACUUAGAGAACCUAACAAACAGUUUGGAGGUAUUCGAUGUGGGUGUCAUAACCUCACAAUUCUGGCCAAAUUUCCACUAUUAUCUCAAUCAUUUCGAUAAACUGAAAGAGCUCAGUAUAAAUGUCAGUGAUUGUACAACAGUUUUGAAUAUACAAAUUAUACAUAUUUUGGCCACCAACUGUUUGCAACUGGAGAAAUUGUGUUUGGAGAAAUGUGAUUUGUGUGUGGAAGAUUUCGCUGUUUUGAAAAAUCUUAAACAUUUAUCUUUAAACUCUUGUGGAGGUCUAACAUUUGCGAAUUUCCAACAGCUUUUAGGAGGCAUAAAACUGCAAACAUUUAGUCUCAUUAAUACGCGAAUAUUGGGUGAAAUAUCCCAUAUAUAUGCUUCACCCACCCUGGAAAAAAUCAUCAUCGAUAGCAUACAUUAUGCUGAAAUAUCGAAAGCUUUAAAGAAAUCUCUCAAUAAAUUUGAAAACCUACGCACGCUAAUAUGGUUAAAUGGCAGCAUAACCGACAGAUGGCUCAUAGAUAAAUGUCCCAAAUUGCAAUAUCUUCACAUACCCUGCCCACUUUCGUUAAAACCUAUUAUAUCUCAACUAAAAUCUCUUAAGGAAUUAUCAUUUACUUCCUGCAAUGGUGUGUCAUGGGCUUUUAUUUUGUUCUUGAUAAGUGUACUGCUGUUGAAAUGUUUGUACUUGAGAACUAAUGAAAUCAUGAGUGAUAAUACUGUCAUUCCGGUAAAUGCUUGCGGUAUAAAAACUUCGCUACGUAUGAUUUUAAUACCGUGUAAAAUAUUUCGAAAAGCUCAGUCGUUUUGGAUUGAUUUGUUGUGUUUGAAUGAGCAAUUGCAUUAUUCGAUUUAUGGCAAACAUGAAGAACUAUUGGAUGAGGAAUUCUUGAAUGAAUUGCUUUUGUGUGAAAAGUUUUGUCUCAGAGUUAAAUGGGAUUGAGAUUUGUGGUUUUAAAUUGGAUUGCAUGGAUCUGCAGGAUAAUUUUGAUCGUGCCAUUCAGGAGGUGAACAAAUUUACAAGUCAUUAUCGAUUUAAAAAUGCUAAUUUUACUAUGGAGAUGUAGACUUUUAUGAAAUUUAUUAAAAUUCACAUAUUAAGUUUAGGUAGUUGUAAUAAUUUUUAAAAAAUUUAGAAAACAUUAACUACUUACUACGAAAAUUAUAUGUAUGUCGAUUAUAGUUUGUUUUUUUUUUCUACAUUCCGAUUUCAUGCUUUCCUUUUUUCUAAGGAAUCAAAUCAUUUUUCAAAAAUCUUAAAUUCUAAGUUAUGACACUUUUGAUAUAAAUAAGCGAUAUGUAGAAGUGUAGGGAGGGCUGACUCACUUUUUUGGUUAGUAGCGCUUUUAUAUCUUCUUUACAUUUGAAUUUCUCCAUACUCACUAUAUAUAAAUUCAGAAGGCGAUUAAAACACAUAUUUAUUUUUUUCAUUUUCUCUUUUAAAACACACAAAUAUUAUUUCUGUUCUCUGUUUUUUUAUUUAAAGUAUCAAGUAAUUAUUCAGUUUUUUUUGUAAU